Messenger RNA from Drosophila willistoni, 449 nucleotides. RefSeq lists its product as uncharacterized. The coding region runs from base 77 to 424 and encodes 115 amino acids. The record is from RefSeq and is a predicted model, not a curated record. NCBI's taxonomy places the organism in Eukaryota, Metazoa, Arthropoda, Insecta, Diptera, Drosophilidae. The transcript is spliced from 2 exons.
AAAGCAAUCGACCGGUAUUAUCUCAGGGAUUGAAUAAAUACUUUAUUGAUUUACCCGAUUAUUGGUAUUGGAUCUUAUGAAUGGCUUUAAUAACAAUAUCGAGGAUAACUGUAAAGAUGAUUUGGGCUUGUUAGUGUCCAAGCACUUCACUCCACUCCACUCCAGUCCAGUCCAGUCCAGUCCAGUCCAGUCGAAACCAAUCGAGUGGAGUCGAGUCGAAAUGCAGUCAAGUCUAUCCAAUGAUGAUGAAUUGUGUGAAUUUUACGCAUUAGUCGCUUCAUGGGCAAGCAAAAAGGACAAAUCCAAUAAAAGAGAAUACUGUCUGCUGCCUACAGCAAGUUUAGCUGCCACAUUGAAAAGCCGAUGGAGGAGAAUGGAACGGACGGAACUAGGAGUAGAUCGAUUGGCAGUCAUAUGCCAGUAAGCAGUUCUUUUCUUAGUCGCAGUAG